This is a messenger RNA of Orbicella faveolata, 3951 nucleotides long. RefSeq names its product fibroblast growth factor receptor 2-like. Gene Ontology annotation, cellular component: signaling receptor complex; plasma membrane. Gene Ontology annotation, biological process: positive regulation of kinase activity; multicellular organism development; cell surface receptor protein tyrosine kinase signaling pathway. NCBI's taxonomy places the organism in Eukaryota, Metazoa, Cnidaria, Anthozoa, Scleractinia, Merulinidae. Gene Ontology annotation, molecular function: transmembrane receptor protein tyrosine kinase activity; ATP binding; protein binding. The record is from RefSeq and is a predicted model, not a curated record.
UCAUCACUUACCUGAAGGACUUGGGCAGUUAAAAUGUCAGCUGGAUAGCAGAUUUUCCUAGAUUUAGAUUAACUUAGUAGAUUCCUUUACCUUAGCACGAAUAACUCUACCGGUAUUACACUGCGAGCGCUUGACCCCCCUCUUCAACUGUCGAAUCGAAUCGAUCGUAAUGGAUUCGUUUUGGUGGAUUAUCUCUGCUGUGUGCUUGUGCUCUACAACUUUUCUGAGUAUUGAGGCUCAGAGCGUGGCACCCUACUUCAUAACGACACCCUCAAAUUCAACAGCUGUAUUACAUGCAGAUGUGCGAUUAGACUGUCAAGCCUUUGGGAUACCUGCACCAACACUGAAAUGGGUGAAAUAUACUGACAGUGGCGAGACUGUGAUUCAGACUGGUGGGAGGUUUAUUGUGGGUGCUGUCUUUAAAUAUCUUUAUAUUUUGGGGAUACACUGGUCUGAUGCAGGGCGAUAUGGCUGUGUCGCACAGAAUCAGUAUGGAAGAGUCAUAGCUGAUGCUUAUGUUACUGUUGUAACAGAAAGUCCACCCAGCUGGGUCAUCAAGCCACACAAUGUGACAUUGUAUGAAGGACAACAGUACACAUUACCUUGCAAGACACAUGGCUAUCCUACACCAAGCUAUUUCUGGUCACACCAUGGAUCCCUUGUCAUGGACUUAGAUGUGAGAGUCCUUGCGAACAACUAUUUGUUUUUCUCCAAUGCAAAGUCAUUGCACAGUGGCUGGUAUACAUUUACCGCAUCAAAUAUCUAUGGAACUAUUUCUCAUUCUGUCUAUGUGGAUGUGGUCGCAGAUCCAUCAAUUGUCAUUCAGCCUGAAGAUUUCCCCACUGUUCAUGGACGGAUGAUCACAUUGUCGUGUGGUGUAGUCGGCAGUACAUCAUUGAAUGUCAAGUGGGUAAAGAAUGACAGUGAUUUACCAGAUGACAAACUGAUCUCAUUGACACAUCAACUUAAUCAGCAAGCUGUUCAAGUUCAUACAUUGACAAUCAAGAAAACUAGGCGUCGCCAUCUUGGAAAAUACAACUGUAUUGUGAAAAAUGCUAAGGGAAGUGUAAAAAGCAGGACAGCUCAAGUUUUCUAUUCUAGUUCUAUUAUCCCAUUGAAAAUUGAAGUGCCGCAGCUGACAGUGAUUGUCUCUGAAGGAUCUGAUGUGGAAUUAAGGUGUGUGUUCAUUGGAACCCCAACACCUCGAGUAACAUGGCACAAAGAUGGAAAAGUCGCUGAUGUGGGAUUUCCAAUCAUCCAAGCUGUAAACAGCAGAUGUGAAGCGAUUUUAAAACUAAGCAGUGUUACGCAGUCACUUUCAGGGCAUUUUGCUUGUGUAGGGAAUGCAGGGGAUUUAGCAGGCACAGCUGAGGGAAAUAUCACACUGGUUGUUAAAGGAGGAGGUGUACCUGACAUCAAACCACUGAAUGAGUAUAAAGAGACCAAAAAGGAGUCUAACACUACCUUACAGCUCUUUGUUAUGGGAACAGAAGAACCAGACAUCACAUGGUAUAAAGAUGGCAAACAACUGAAAAAUUCUGGUUCCCUUAAACCACAUGCAAAUGGUACAUACCGCGUGGAGCUGGAAAUAACGUCAGCUCAAUACAGUGACAGAGGACUUUACACAUGCACAGCUCAAAACCAGUUUGGAACCAGCUCUGCAAAUGUGACUUUGGCUGUCAAAGGAAUUCCUGAAGCACCAGUGAAUGUCACAGUUAAACCCACAUCUGUCAACACUGUCUUGGUAUCCUGGGUGUCUGGAUAUCACGGUGGAGCUAAUUGUACAUUCACUGUUCAGUUCAAGAGAAGUGACGUGAGAGAAUGGACAUCUUCUGAUGAUGCUAUUUUGGGAAAUGCCACAAACACAGUUUUAACUAACAUGGAGGGUUGGAAUGGCUUGUUUAUCUUCAGAGUGACAGCUGUCAAUCAAUUUGGAUCUAGUGAAUCCAGUGAAGUUCAAGUUACGUUGGGAAACGAUGUCAUUCCACGAAAACGUGUAGAUAAAGAUUCAUCAAUUGGUGCGAUAGUGGGUGGGGUCGUAGGAGGGGUGUUGGUCAUACUGCUGGUGAUUGCUAUUGUGCUGAUCAUGCGCCGCAAACAGAACAAGAAGAAGAAGGGUCCACCUAAACCUCUUCCCUCGGUCUCGUACUCUGUUGUGGGAGAAGAGCAAUAUGCUUACGCGGAUCCGAAUUCCAACCAGCCUACGCCAGAGAGAAGUGACACGUAUUCCUACGUUACCAUCAGGCCUUAUGCUGCCGCGGCCAUGGCAGCAGGAGCUGGUAGUGAGUAUGCAUCAAUCCCUCGACCGAAGCAGUGGGAGGUGCCCAAGAGAAAUGUACGUCUUGAUAAGAAACUGGGCUCCGGUCACUUUGGUAUGGUCAUGAAAGGUUUCCUGACGACAAAGCAAGGCAUUCAAGUUGUUGCUGUUAAGAUGUUGAAAGAAAAUGCUGACCAACAGCAAAAGAAAGAGUUUCUCGACGAACUGGAGCUGAUGAAACCCAUGGCGUCUCAUCCGAACAUUGUUGGUUUGGUUGGCUGUUGUACUAAGUCAAAUAGUCCUUUUAUCAUUGUCGAGUACUGCUCCAUGGGCAACUUGAAGGAUUUUCUUCGUUCCAGUCACGGUAGUGUUGUGUACGCAAACAUGGCUGGAAACAGUCUAACAUUGACCAACCGUGAUCUGUUGUCAUUUGCCUGGCAGUGUGCACGUGGUAUGAGUUAUCUUGCGAGCCAGAAGCUUGUUCACAGGGAUUUGGCUGCUAGAAACAUUCUGGUCGACAAAGGACACGUUUGUAAGAUUGCUGACUUUGGUUUGGCCAGAGAUAUCUAUGAAAAGAAGCAAUAUCUAAAGACCGGAGAGGGGGAGUUACCUCUUCGUUGGAUGGCGAUAGAGUCGAUAUUUAAGGGAAUAACCACUACAAAAAGUGACGUCUGGUCAUAUGGUGUUCUGUUAUGGGAGAUUGUCACGUUAGAUUUUACUAUUUUCAUUACAAUACCUUGUAAAAUGUGUGUGAAAGCCCUUUAUAGUGUAAAUAACGAAUUGAAUUGUAGAUAUGCCAUCAUGUGGGAAUGUUGGCAAGAGGACCCUGAAUCCAGACCGACAUUCCUGGAGUUAGGAAAAACUCUGCACAGACUAAUGACUGCACAGAAGAUUUCUAUUGAUCUGAACAAUUUUGAUGUAAGCUACAUUAAUGCCCCUGAAGAGCAGUAGAAUGCGCAAGACUGCAAAGUUCAAAGAUUUCCACGAUUAUGGUAAUUUAUGUGUGGCAUUUUUGUCACGCGCUCUAGCUAAUAACGCGUGAUGAGUCCGUGUUGAGCGUGCGUUGUCCUGACCGAAGUUGCUAAGCAACAUACUGCACGCUUCUUGUGCCAUGCUGACUUAACUGUUUAAGGGGUCCGAAAUCAGAGACUUCUGGACUGCCAAAUGUAGCGUUUGUUUCACCAACGAUGAGUGAUGUUCCAGACUAUCCACCGGUUUUAAAUUGCACAGGAACUGUCCUCAUCCGCUCUUUCAGAUCUGGUUAUUAGCCGUUUUGGUGAAUACUACAACAAUUAUCUACCUCAGUGGAGAAACAGUGACAGAUAUCCAAUGAUAUGCGCUUUCACUUAGAUAUAUUUUUGGAAUUAUUUAUUAUGUCGAAAAAGUGUAAAAUGGAUACAACUAAGGUACGUUAACAGAUGUAUUAUUAGGAACAUUGCUUAGUUUUCUACAUUACGUCUCAAACGUUACCUAACCAGUGGCUCAAUGAAAGAGAUAAGUGUGUUUCUUUUAAUUUAUUGAGCUACAUUGACCACGUAGAACCUGACGUAAGAAGGAACUCUCUAGUUCUGUCGAUUUUUUCUUAAUUUGAAUAGUAACUACAACUUUUAGUAUUUUUGAAGAUUGUUAUUCAAAUAUUUAACAGUGUUAGUGUAGCUGUUAAUGUGAGCCUACUAGUUUGAACAAAAAAAAAA